UGGAACGCGGUUGUCCUCGAAAAGCAACCUGCACCAUCUCUACUGGACACCGCCCUACCUGAUAAACGACUGAGGAGAGCAACACAGAUAGUGUCGUCUUUUGUAUCUACAGCGCUGGCACCAUCACAAGGUGACAAAGAAGAGCCAACUGAUGAUGCAGCUGAGCCACCGCCUCUGCUGGAGGAUGAUGUUGAAAUUAUCUCAAUCAAGCAGCCAAGACCAUCUAGAGCAUCGAGUGAACCUGGGACUUCGAGAUCAACGUCUUCAUCCCCAUUUCCGGACUGUGGUUUGGGGCCACGUACCUCAACUCCAGGUACCUCUACUGAACAAGCAGAAGUCACCACCAAAGUACCGGCUGCUGCCUCGUCCCCAAUUCCAGACACAGAGGGUAAUGGCGGGGUACAUAUUGCCCUCCCCACAGAG
Messenger RNA from Geodia barretti, 423 nucleotides. The record is from the annotation of a GenBank genome assembly. NCBI's taxonomy places the organism in Eukaryota, Metazoa, Porifera, Demospongiae, Tetractinellida, Geodiidae.